This is a messenger RNA of Penicillium brevicompactum, 2202 nucleotides long. RefSeq lists its product as uncharacterized. Lineage: Eukaryota; Fungi; Ascomycota; Eurotiomycetes; Eurotiales; Aspergillaceae. The record is from RefSeq and is a predicted model, not a curated record. Gene Ontology annotation, cellular component: cytoplasm. The transcript is spliced from 3 exons. Gene Ontology annotation, molecular function: tryptophan synthase activity. The annotation marks the transcript as partial. Gene Ontology annotation, biological process: L-tryptophan biosynthetic process.
ACGGAAGUACCCGAUGUCGGUCGCCCCACUUUAAAAAUCGGGGCCGUGGGUGACUCCCGGGACUUUACUUUCUUUACUUUCUUUACCUUCUUUACCUUCACCUCUUCUCCCUUUACCACCAACAUGGAGCAUAUUCGCCAGACAUUUGCUCAAUGCAAGACUGAGGGCCGUCCGGCCCUAGUCACCUAUGUGACAGCCGGUUUCCCUCGCGUCGAAGAGACUCGGGAUAUCUUACUCGGCAUGCAAGCUGGAGGGUCUGACAUUAUUGAGCUCGGGUUACCUUUCACUGACCCCAUUGCGGAUGGCCCAACUAUUCAAAAAUCUAACCUCAAGGCGCUGGAGAAUGGAGUCACCAUUGCCUCCAUGCUGGAGAUGGUCCGUGAUGCUCGCCAACAUGGUCUCAAAACACCCGUGCUUUUCAUGGGCUACUACAAUCCCAUUCUCCGCUACGGAGAAUCUAAAUUGAUGGCAGAUUGCAAGGAAGUAGGCGUCAACGGCUUCAUCGUUGUCGACCUCCCCCUGAAAGAGGCAAUUCGCUUCCGUGAGGGCUGCACCAAGACUGGACUUUCUUACGUCCCACUGAUCGCACCAUCAACCACCGAGGAGCGUAUGAAAACUCUCUGUCAGAUGGCUGACUCUUUCAUCUACCUUGUGUCGCGCAUGGGCGUGACUGGCGCCACUGGAACUCUCAACUCAGAGCUCCCAACCCUCAUUCAGAAAGUCAAAGACCUCUCUGGAAAUGUACCUGUGGCAGUAGGCUUCGGUAUCAGCACGCGCGAGCAUUUCCUCAGUGUGACCUCCAUCGCUGAUGGCGCCGUGAUCGGCAGUCAAGCUAUCACUGUCCUUAGCGAUGCUCCAGCUGGACAAGCUGGAAAGACCAUCGAAGAAUAUUGCUCACAAAUUACGGAACGAAAAGUUGCACGAGACUCUUCGCCUGCCACAGCCCAGGUUCCUAAAGCCACCGAGACCGACUCGACGCCCGAGGAGGAAACCGACUUGGCCGAUGGACAGGGUCGAUUUGGCACUUUCGGUGGCCAGUAUGCUCCUGAGGCUCUGAUAACCUGCCUGGAUGAACUCAAUGCCGGCUUCGAGGCCGCCCUCAACGAUCCCAAGUUCUGGGAAGAAUACAAGAGCUACUAUCCCUACAUGGGUCGUCCAUCCAGCCUUCACCUUGCCCAGCGGCUCACCGAACACGCAGGCGGUGCCAAUAUCUGGCUCAAGCGUGAAGAUUUGAACCACACGGGCUCUCACAAGAUCAACAAUGCCCUUGGUCAAAUACUCAUCGCCCGCCGCCUCGGAAAGACAGAGAUCAUUGCCGAAACAGGGGCAGGCCAACAUGGCGUGGCAACGGCUACCGUUUGUGCCAAAUUUGGGAUGAAAUGUGUCAUCUACAUGGGCGCAGAGGAUGUUCGUCGACAGGCAUUAAACGUCUUCCGUAUUCGCUUGCUCGGUGCUACCGUAAUUCCAGUUGAAUCAGGCUCGCGAACCCUUCGCGACGCAGUCAACGAAGCAUUCCGUGCAUGGAUCACCCGUCUUGAUACUACACACUACAUCAUCGGCUCAUCAAUUGGACCUCACCCCUUCCCGACCAUGGUUCGCAUAUUCCAGAGUGUAAUCGGCGAAGAAACCAAGUCUCAACUGAAGGCACUCGGCAAAAGCCCCGACGCCGUGGUCGCCUGUGUUGGAGGCGGCUCAAACUCCACCGGAAUGUUCUAUCCAUUCUCCAAAGAUCCCUCUGUCCAGUUAAUCGGCGUCGAAGCCAGUGGAGAUGGACUGGACACGGAGCGACACUCAGCCACGCUGGGCGGUGGAUCCGUUGGAGUUCUCCAUGGCGUUCGCACCUACGUCCUCCAAGAUGAACAUGGUCAAAUUUCCAACACCCAUUCUAUUUCCGCUGGCCUUGAUUACCCAGGCGUUGGACCGGAGCUUGCGAAUUGGAAGGAAAGUGGUCGCGCUACUUUCACCUCCGCCACCGAUGCGCAGGCCUUCGAGGGAUUCCGCUUGCUCAGUCAGCUCGAGGGCAUCAUUCCUGCGCUUGAAACUUCCCACGCGGUGUGGGGUGCCAUCGAGGCCGCCAAGAAAUUGGGUCCUGGUAAGGACCUGGUCAUUUGCUUGAGUGGUCGUGGAGAUAAAGAUGUGCAGACCAUCGCGGACGAGCUGCCUAAUAUUGGGCCCUCGAUCGGUUGGGACUUGCGUUUUUGA